Messenger RNA from Lachancea nothofagi CBS 11611, 2172 nucleotides. Lineage: Eukaryota; Fungi; Ascomycota; Saccharomycetes; Saccharomycetales; Saccharomycetaceae. The record is from the annotation of a GenBank genome assembly.
AUGGCCGGACCACCACCUCCUCCACCUCCAAUGAUGCCUGGCGCAGCUUUAGGCGGUAAAAAGCCCCCCGCCGCGCCUGCAGCGCCGGCUGGAAGAGACGCCUUAUUGAGCGCUAUUCGAAAUGGUUCCCGACUAAAGAAAGCCGAGACGAAUGACAGAAGCGCUCCAAAAGUUGGUGGCGGGCUUGUCGGAGAUGCAGGUUCGUCGAUGGACGCUGCUGGAGCGAGACCCCCAGCACCUGGGUCAGCCGCCACAUUUGGAGCCCCGCCAGUUCCAACGGGUCUAGCUCCUCAAUUGGGUGACAUUCUGGCUGGGGGGUUUCCAAAAUUACGUUCUACAAGUGGCGCGACAAGUGCACCUCCAGCCCCGGCGGCCAGCGUGCCCAAGGUACCUCAACAUCCGAUUUCUGCAAAUCAUGCCCCUCCUCCGAUUCCUGGCUCAGCGCCUCCAAUCCCGGGUUCAAGGCCGCCAAUAGUUCCCCCGGCACCUCCAGCGGCUGCUGCUCCUAAUGUUCCAAACACGCGGCCCCAUAUACCGGUAUCAAGACCCACUAGGAGGAACGUGAAUGUCUCUUCCGUUUCGACAACCUCUGCACCUCCGCUGCCCACGGUCAGUGCUCCAGGCACACCAGCAGCAGCAGCAGCAGCAGCACCUUCGAUACCUAAUAACAGAGCUCCACCAGUUCCAUCAGCUCCACCAGUUCGAUCUGCUCCACCCGUUCCAUCUGCUCCAUCAGCUUCAUCAGCUUCAUCAGCUCCACCAGCUCCACUAGCACCACCAGCUCCACCUGCUCCACCUGCUCCACCUGCUCCACCUGCUCCACCAGCUCCACCAGCUCCACUAGCAUCACUAACACCACUAGCAUCACCAGCACCACCAGCACCUCCAGCACCACCAGCACCUCCAGCACCACCAGCACCACCAGCACCACCAGCACCACCAGCUCCAGCAGUGACAUCAAAGAAAAUACCAUCUGCACCUCCUGUAUCUCAAGGUCUUCCAUUUCUUUCCGAAAUUCAGAGAAAGAGGGAUGAUCGUUUUGUUAUUGGCGAAACUCCCAACUACACAACUCAAGUCGAACAAGCUGCAGGUUCUGAACCCAUAAAAGCAACAAAAGCGCCCGAAGCUCCGAAGACUUCCAUCUCAGGGCCAGGUUUGUCUUUUCUUGAUGAAAUGAGCUCGAAGCUCAACCGUAACGCGCCCAAGCCUCCACAAAUAUCAGCACCACCGCUACCAGUGGGCGGGGCUCCUCCUGUGCCCAUGUCCGCUGCUCCAAGCAUACCGAAACAUUCUGCUCCUUCAUCAGCGGUACCACCUUUGCCACAAGCUGCUGCCCCUGGGGCACCUCCACUUCCACCGCUUUCGGCGCCUAAGCCUACCUCAGCACCACCGUUCCCUCAAAGUUCGGCACCACCAGCACCGCCAGCACCACCAGCACCACCAGCACCGCCAGCACCACCAGCACCACCAGCACCACCAGCACCAUCAGCACAAAAUGCUUCUGCGCGAACCCCCGCAUCCUCGUCUUCUCUUGGAGGUGGGUUACCAUUCCUUGCCGAAAUUGAACGUAAACGAGACGAUUCGCAUGUAGUGAGCAGCUCAAGUGGCCCAAAUGCUGGAGUUUCUAGCCCCCCUGCUACGAUGGCUCCAUCUGUUCCAUCGCUGCCUAGGAUGAGCGCACCUCCUGUCCCACCAACUAUGAGUGCGCCCCCACCCCCACCAUCAGCACCUCCUGCAUUUGUACCACCAACAUUUGGUGCACCACCACCGCCACCCACAGCGCCUCCUCUUUUAGCUGUCUCUCAACCUUCUCAUACCGGGGAAUCUACCUCUAAGCUGCCACCUCCCCCACCACCUCCGGAUACUUCGGGGACAAUUACGAACAACCACAAGCAAAGGCUUUUCUCCAGCAAUGAUUCGGGGCGUUCUAGCCAUGCUAUAAAUCCACAUACGAAUCAACCAGAGUUCGAGUCUACCAAUUUCACCAUCAGUGGAAGCUCAACAACCACUGGGGUCAAACUAGAUCAUUCCAAGAUUUUAAUUGAUGAUAGCCGUUUUAGAUGGACCAACAAUUCUCAGUUGCCAAAACCGCGAGCAUUUUCAAGUAAAACGAAAUUGUAUCCCAGCGGCAGGGGCAGUAGCGUACCAUUGAAUCUUGCAAGCUACUCUUGA